GCUGGCAAACUGUUCAAGUAUGGGUUGCCAACACCAUUGUGUCCCGACUCUGAGUGGACCAACAUGCUAUUGUAACAGUUCCUUCCAGUUAGCUGAAGAUGGGAAAAGCUGCAAAGAUUUUGAUGAGUGUACUAUUUAUGGUACCUGUAGCCAAACCUGCACCAACCAUGAUGGUUCCUACAUAUGCAGCUGUGUUGAGGGAUAUCUGCUCCAGCCUGAUCACAAAUCUUGCAAAGCCAAGAAUGAACCAGUAGAACGACCACCCAUCCUACUCAUUGCCAAUUCUCAGAACAUCAUGGCUACCUACCUGAAUGGUGGGCCUGUCUCCAACAUCAGCCCAACUAGCACCAAACAGACUACUGCCAUGGACUUCAACUACAUAGAAGACACUGUCUGCUGGGUCCAUGUUGGUGACAGUUCCUCCCAGACUAUUCUCAAAUGUGCCAAAAUCCCUAAUCUCAAAGGGUUUGUUGAGGAACGGACUAUCAACAUCUCUCUCAGCUUGCAUCAUGUGGAGCAAAUGGCUAUUGACUGGCUUACUGGCAACUUCUAUUUUGUGGAUGACAUUGAUGACCGGAUAUUUGUCUGCAACAAGAAUGGGGUCACCUGUGUUACACUGCUUGACCUGGAACUCUACAAUCCUAAAGGCAUUGCACUGGAUCCAACAAUGGGAAAGGUUUUUUUCACUGACUAUGGACAGAUACCAAAGGUGGAACGCUGUGAUAUGGAUGGGCAGAACCGUACAAAACUGGUGGACACCAAGAUAGUCUUCCCCCAUGGUAUCACCUUGGACUUGGUCAACCGGCUUGUUUACUGGGCUGAUGCUUACCUUGACUACAUCGAAGUGGUGGAUUAUGAAGGAAAAAAUCGACACACAAUCAUCCAGGGCAUCUUGAUAGAGCAUCUCUAUGGCUUGACUGUCUUUGAGAACUACCUGUAUGCCACCAAUUCUGACAACGCCAAUACUCAGCAGAAAACUAGUGUCAUCCGAGUCAAUCGCUUCAACAGUAGUGACUUUCAAGUGGUAACACGAGUGGAUAAAGGUGGAGCUCUACACAUCUAUCACCAACGACGGCAACCCAAAGUGAGGAGUCAUGCCUGUGAAACGGACCAGUUUGGAAAACCAGGUGGCUGUUCUGACAUCUGUCUCCUUGGAAAUAGCCACAAAACUCGGACAUGCCGGUGCCGGUCAGGAUUCAGCCUUGGCAGUGAUGGGAAGUCUUGCAAAAGUGAGUUGCAUGCUGUGAGUCAGAGUGUGCUGUGGUUGGGAGACAACUGAACUGAAGAGGAAUCUGGCUUAAUCUGCUACAUCCCAGAUUUCAGGGAAAUCUUCUUUGGUAUUUCAUUGCUUUAAAUGGUUACCAGGGCAGUAAAAAACAAAGAGAA
This is a messenger RNA of Python bivittatus (Burmese python), 1386 nucleotides long. NCBI's taxonomy places the organism in Eukaryota, Metazoa, Chordata, Lepidosauria, Squamata, Pythonidae. The record is from RefSeq and is a predicted model, not a curated record.